Solanum dulcamara is the source of this 1125-nucleotide messenger RNA. Its product is annotated as protein S40-5-like. The coding region runs from base 228 to 872 and encodes 214 amino acids. The transcript has a single exon. The record is from RefSeq and is a predicted model, not a curated record. Lineage: Eukaryota; Viridiplantae; Streptophyta; Magnoliopsida; Solanales; Solanaceae.
AUUAUAGCCCUUUUUUCCCCCACCAUGGAGCUAUAGCAUUAAAUCACAAAAAUACAUUCACAUCUAUUUUUUUUAUAAAAAAAAAUAUUUAAAAAUCUUAUUUGGGUCGCCGGAAAAUCAAGAUUCCGGUAACCCAUAGUAGUAUAAGAAAAAAACAACAUAUCAUUUGGUUUAUACAUAGAAUUCUUUCUUUCCUGUCACCGGGAAAUAAAAAAAGGUGAUGAUAAAUGGCCAAGGGUCGGAAACUGGCCACUAGUCGCAGUGAAAUGUUAUUAGGAAACUACCCCAGCUAUAGAAAUGGAAGUGCAACAGUCAACGGUUCCUCAGAACUUGGAGAAGAUGAUAUCUGGUCAACGGUUGAUGACAUGGUCAACGGGGAUGAUCACAGUUCAAGGGGAGAGUGGAAUCCACACGCCGCCGAUGAGAGUAAUAACGUAAACUUCGGUGGGUAUGUGAACCACAAGCAGCCACCGGUCCAGCAAUCCGACCACCACAGCCGCCGCGGCCGCCAGGUUGGUGGCUUGUCAUUGGCGUUUGAUGAUUCAGGUAAAACGGCAUCUCCUCGGAUCUUGCACCAGUUUCGCGGACAAGACGCGCCAUCCCCACGUGUGGCACACAUGGCCACGUCAGCGCCAGUGAAUGUCCCUGAUUGGUCCAAGAUAUACCGAGUUAACUCGGUCGAGUCAUUGCACGACUCGGACGAUGGUGUCGACGAUCACGACUCGGAGAUGGUUCCACCGCAUGAAUACAUCGCUCGAAGCCGGAACUCCAACGCUCACUCAGUGUUCGAAGGCGUGGGCCGUACAUUAAAAGGUCGGGAUUUGAGUCGGGUUCGAGAUGCUGUAUGGAGUCAGACCGGAUUUGAUGGUUGAGUUCAUCAAAUGAACUAGCCAUCUUUUUUUAGAUUAAAAAUUUUUAUAACUAUUUUAGCGAAUGAAAGAGGCAAUUGAUGAUAAUUAAUUAUUUUGCUAGAUAAAUUUUUGGUCUUGGGCAAUGAUUCAGGUUGAAUGAAUACACACUCAGUGAGUCAACUAGUUCCUAUUGAGUCUAAGUUUAAUCAUUUUGUUUUUUCUUAUUACUUUUUAUUACUAUAUUUUCAUCUAUUUUAUGAGAAUGUACUUUUAC